Messenger RNA from Pelagomonas calceolata, 2450 nucleotides. The record is from the annotation of a GenBank genome assembly. NCBI's taxonomy places the organism in Eukaryota, Pelagophyceae, Pelagomonadales, Pelagomonadaceae.
GACACACUAGCCAGCAAUUUGUGCUCUGCGCAAAGUCGGCACGCGCGCCCCGCGCCCCGACGCCGUCGUCUUGGCGCUUGCCGAGUAGCGUUACCGAGCCUGCCCGGCGCUCCCUCCGACCAACGCAUCGAUUGGAGGCUGCCCACACUUUGUCCCACCGGCACGCCACCGCCGCGCCGCGGGCAGCGCGUCGCCUCGUAGAGCUACCAAGCGUCACAGCGGGCUGCCCCGCCACCACCGAGAUGGCCAUCGUCGAGUACGACACGGGCUCGAAGGGCUUUGAUGGGUUCCUCACCUUCGUGUCCAUCCUCAUCUUGGUCCUGUUAUCAGGCCUGUUCAGUGGCCUCACAUUGGGACUGCUCGGCUUGGACCUCAGUGAGCUCGAAAUUGUGAAGGGGGGAGGGUCGGCGACGGAGCGGCGGCGCGCGGCGAAGGUCAUGGGCAUCCGCAAGGACGGCAAUAGGUUGUUGUGUACGUUAUUGCUGGGCAAUGUGGCGGUCAACGCUCUCUUGUCCAUUUUUCUGUCUGGUGUCACCUCUGGUUUAAUAGGGUUCUGCGUGUCGACGGCGCUCAUCGUGGUUUUUGGCGAAAUCCUCCCGCAAGCGAUCUGCUCGCGCCAUGCGCUGAAGAUCGGGGAACUGGCGCUACCGAUCGUGAACGUGAUCAUGGUCGUGCUGGCGCCGGUCUCCGUGCCCCUGAAGACGGUGCUCGACAAGUUGUUAGGUGAUAGCGUCGGUACCAUACAUACGAAGACGGAGAUGAUCCAGUACGUGAAGCUGCAGCACGAGCGCGGUCCGCGACGCGGCGUCGUGCAUCGGUCGACGCUUCACGAGACCUCUCGUUCCGCGCGCAGGCGACCUCAACGAAGAUGAGAGGACCAUCAUGCAAGGGGCCAUGGAUAUGAAGGUGAAGACGGCGCGGGAGGUCAUGACGCCGCUCGAGGACGCGUAUAUGCUGGAGGAGUCGUGCAAAUUAUCGUUCGCCGUCGUCCGGGACAUCUUCGACCACGGGUUUUCCCGAGUGCCGGUCUACGCAAGGGAACGACAACAUGUCGUCGGGUUAUUAUUUGUAAAAGAUUUGAUCUUCGUGGACCCGGAGGACGAGGUACCUCUGGCAGAGUACCUGCGGGUCUUCGAGCGGUCGAUUGAGCUCGUCGACGCCGAGUCCAAUUUGGAUGACGUCCUGCGCAUCUUCAAGCGCGGCCGCGGCCACCUCGCGCUCGUGCUGGGGCAGCCGCGGAAAUCAUCGAUGGUCGAGGCCGACUGCCUGUCGCCCCUGCACGGCAGCGACAAGUCGUUCAUCGUCGGGCUCGUUACGUUGGAAGCUGUGUGGAAAUCAACCAGUGCGUCGGGUGCACAAGUCAUUUCUCGGCGAUGACGCGGCCGUGCUGGCUCCGUCAAGCAAUGAGGAACCGGCAUCGCCACGCCAUCGAGCAGGCGUCGCGUCGAUGGCGUGGAGGACGACGCGAUGAUUCAGCACGAACGCGCCGUGAACUUUUGAUUUCCACACAGGUUGGAAGACAUUAUUGAGGAGAUCUUAGGCGACGAGAUCAUCGACGAGACGGACGUGUACGUGGACGUCGACAACCAUGUGAAAGUGGACGGCAGGAGCAAAUUCGGUCGGCGGGCGGCGUCCUCCUGCGGGUGAUUCAACGUGCGAGCGUCGCGGCGGCGGCGUGGGGGGUCGGACGCUGUCUCGGGGGAGCUCGCACGCUAUCGACGCGACCCGUCGCGCAUCUACGCCUCCCUAGAGUACGCCAUCGACGCGACGCGUCCCGCGCAGAUUUCACUAAAUUGCGACGCCUGGACAGCGCCGUCGUCGACGCUACUCUGACAGAGGCGGAGGUGAAGGCAAUAGCUCAGCACCUCGGCGGCGAGCUCAAACAACCCGCCGACGCGUUAAUGGCGCUGGUCCGGAGAGCGUCGGUCGUCGAUCACGAGCGCAGGACGCCCGAGGCCGAGCUCGACGCCGGCCGACCGCCGGAGCCCUCCGACGUCGUCUACGAGCGGGGCUUUCCCGCGAACUUCGCUACUCUUGUACUAUCGGGAAAGCUGUCAGUGAAAGCCGGCGUGGACGGGUUCCGCGCCGAGGCGGGGCCCUGGACCUUGUUAGGUGCGGGCGCGUUACGACAUGAAGACUUCGUGCCCGACUUUUCCGCUCACGUGGCCACGGACAGCGUCAGAUGUGUCUACCUCUCGCACGCCGAGAAGUCGAACGCGCCGCGUCGUGCCCGCAAGGAUGAUAUGAGGCGGUCGCCGUCGCGCGAACGGCGGCGCUUACGUAGAGACCGGCGCGUCGGCGACCGGCGGGGCGCGCGGUCGGCGCUCGGGCUGGGCCGCGAACUGGGGCGCCCGGCGGGGCGGCGGGACCCGUCGUCGCGGUCCCUGAGUUUUGAUUCGCCGGUGCGCGGGACACCUCCUCCCGUAACGUGAACACUAAUAAAUAAUUAC